Molecule: messenger RNA, 2033 nt
Organism: Punica granatum (pomegranate)
Lineage: Eukaryota; Viridiplantae; Streptophyta; Magnoliopsida; Myrtales; Lythraceae
Source: RefSeq, a predicted model, not a curated record
AAGAAAACUACAGCGAUGUUUAAGACUAAACUCCACGAAAACACAGCUGCUUUAAUUCAUUCAUUUCACCUGCAUCACUCUGAAAGCACUGCUGCCGCCGGAGCGGAGGCUCGGGCAAUGGAGCUUUCACUUUCCGCUGUAAUCAGUAGCAGAGAUGGCGCUCCCCCUUUCCUUCCCCCUCCUCAAAGCCUCCAAUCCCUCCACUUUCCACCACCAUCUUCAUCGUCAUCCUCUCCUUCCUCCUCCCUCCUUCCUCACCCCCCUAAACCUGCCCGAUGCUCACCACUCAAGAGAUUCAAACCCCUCCUCCCCGCGACUUCCCCGAGGAGGCCCUUCCGUUCUGCCGUCGCAUGCUCCGGCGGCAGCACAGCACCCGCAGGGGACCUAUCACCUGCGAGAGCUCUGAGGCGGAUUCUGGAGCUGCCCGGAGUCCACCAGGGCCCCGCCUGCUUCGACGCCCUCAGCGCCAAGUUGGUCGAGAGGGCUGGCUUCGAUUACUGCUUCACCAGUGGAUUUUCGAUUUCGGCUGCGAGGUUGGGGCUGCCGGAUACAGGGUUGAUUUCCUACGGGGAGAUGGUGGAUCAGGGGCAGCAGAUUACAAGAGCUGUUUCCAUUCCUGUCAUUGGAGAUGCUGAUAAUGGCUAUGGGAACGCGAUGAACGUCAAGAGGACUGUGAGAGGAUAUAUUAGAGCUGGCUUUGCAGGAAUCAUUUUGGAAGAUCAGGUGUCUCCGAAAGCUUGCGGUCAUACUCGUGGCAGGAAAGUGGUGUCUAGAGAAGAAGCGAUCAUAAAAAUUAAAGCAGCUGCUGAUGCUCGGAAGGAGACUGGCCUAGACAUUGUUAUCGUGGCACGAACUGAUUCCCGCCAAGCUAUCUCUUUGGAAGAGGCACUGUGGAGGUCACAAGCUUUUGCUGAUGCUGGAGCAGAUGUCCUUUUCAUUGAUGCCCUGGCUUCAAAGGAAGAGAUGAAGGCUUUUUGUGAAAUCGCUCCUUAUGUCCCUAAAAUGGCCAAUAUGCUUGAAGGCGGUGGGAAGACACCAAUAUUCAAUCCUCUUGAGCUCGAUGAAAUUGGAUAUAAGCUAGUGGCUUAUCCUCUUUCCUUGAUCGGGGUGUCCAUACAAGCAAUGCAGGAUUCACUUAGAGCAAUCAAAGGAGGACGAAUUCCACCUCCUGGAAGCAUGCCUUCAUUUGAAGAAAUCAAGGAAAUCUUGGGAUUCAACAUCUAUUAUGAGGAAGAAAAGCAGUAUGCUACCAGCUCCAGUCAACUACCUUCGCAGAGAGUGAGCAGCGAUUCAUAUAGAUUGCAGCAGAGGUCUCAAGAAGGCAGUGAGCAGAGGGUUGACAUUGUCCGAGAUCCCAUCAUUGAAGUAAUAAAUCCCAGAGUGUAUGACAACUAUGGAGGAGAUGGGUCACGAGAUGCCUUUUCUGGAAUAUGGUCUCGAAAGUUAAGAGUUAGAAUAACUGGAAGAGAUGGAUUCGAGAGACUUGAUGUUAGAAUUCCUGCCGGAUUCUUGGAUGGAAUCACAAAUAUAAUACCAGCUGCUGACGCUGCCCUCUCAAGGCCACAUCCCAAAUUGUGAGAUUAUCUUAAAUCGAGGCCAAUCUUGUGUAACCCAACCCAGGCCCAAAUGACAUGAGUUUGGUCAACGCAAAGCUAAUUUAAGCUCCAGUGGAUAGAUCAAAGUUAAAAAUUGGCUUCACGGCUAGGCUAAUCUUGGCCUAGGUGGCUUGAUCUCAUUAUGGACUAGAUUUUCCUGAUUGCAAUUGGGUGAGUGGAAGCUGUCAGCAAUCUUGUGUAGUGGUGGUGACUGCCAGGUGGCCAAUAUGGCUUUGGCAAGAUGGCUGAAGCACCGGCUAAGCAGUGGCUUAGGGGGCCAGUGACAUCUCUAUGGUUCUGUGAAAAUAAAUUGCAGGAUGAAGUUUGACCCUUAAAAUGGGUAAAAAAAUCUGUUUUGUGAAAACAAACCAAGAAACAAUGUUUGAAAAUGAAAAUUUUGGGAACUAUCCUAAAUGCCUCCUCACCUUUUUAUUAUAA